Microthlaspi erraticum is the source of this 3147-nucleotide messenger RNA. NCBI's taxonomy places the organism in Eukaryota, Viridiplantae, Streptophyta, Magnoliopsida, Brassicales, Brassicaceae. The record is from the annotation of a GenBank genome assembly.
AUGACUUCCUCAAACUCCUCCGCCGUCAGAUCGUCGGCGAAACACGCGGCGGAGCGUAUCCAGCAGCACUUGCCUCCCAGCAAUCCCGCUUCUCUCUCUUCCUCUUCCUUGAAUUUACCCGCUCGAACCUCUCUCAUCGCUCCCGGAGGAGCUCCGAUUAGCCACUCUUCUCGCCCUAAAGAUCGACCUUCCUCCUCAGCCUCCUCCGCCUCCGUCUCCGCCUCUUCUCCUUCUACCCGCCGCUCCGGCACUCCCGUCCGCCGAUCCCAGUCUAAAGACUUCGACGACGACAAUGAUCCUGGGAGGGUGAGAGUUUCUGUAAGAGUUCGACCUCGAAACGGAGAAGAGCUUAAAUCUGAUGCUGACUUUGCUGAUCUUGUUGAGUUACAACCUGAGAUAAAGCGGCUUAAGUUGAGGAAGAACAACUGGAACUCUGAGUCCUAUAAAUUUGACGAAGUUUUUACAGACACAGCUUCUCAGAAGCGUGUCUAUGAAGGAGUAGCAAAACCUGUAGUUGAGGGUGUUUUGAAUGGAUACAAUGGUACUAUUAUGGCUUACGGCCAAACUGGCACUGGUAAAACUUAUACGGUAGGAAAAAUCGGUAAAGAUGAUGCAGCCGAGCGUGGUAUUAUGGUUAGAGCUCUAGAGGAUAUACUUGUCAGCUCAACUUCUGCUUCUGUUUCCGUGGAGAUCUCUUAUUUGCAGCUUUACAUGGAAACUAUACAAGAUCUUCUUGCACCUGAGAAAAUCAACAUUUCAAUCAAUGAGGAUGCGAAGACUGGGGAAGUAUCAGUACCAGGCGCGACCGUGGUUAACGUUCAAGAUCUAGACCAUUUCUUGCAGGUUUUGCAAGUCGGUGAGACAAACCGUCAUGCAGCAAAUACAAAGAUGAAUACAGAAUCCUCACGUAGUCAUGCUAUUCUCACGGUUCACGUUAGGCGGGCUAUGAACGAAAAGACUGACCCGGGAACUAAACCUGAAGCCUUGGGAGAUAAAGGCAUUCCCAGAGUUAGAAAGAGCAAACUGCUAAUUGUGGAUCUUGCUGGUUCUGAAAGAAUUAAUAAAUCUGGCACUGAUGGCCACUUGAUUGAAGAGGCAAAAUUCAUUAAUCUUUCACUGACAUCCCUGGGAAAAUGCAUUAAUGCAUUGGCUGAAGGCAGUUCUCAUAUACCGACUAGAGACUCUAAGCUAACAAGGCUUCUUCGUGAUUCUUUUGGAGGUUCUGCGAGGACUUCACUUAUAAUAACCAUUGGGCCAUCUGCACGGUAUCAUGCAGAAACCACUAGCACAAUUAUGUUCGGACAAAGGGCAAUGAAAAUAGUAAACAUGGUAAAGCUUAAAGAAGAAUUCGAUUAUGAAAGUUUGUGUCGGAAGCUUGAGACUCAGGUGGACCAUCUUACUGCAGAAGUUGAAAGACAAAACAAACUAAGAAACAGUGAGAAACACGAGUUAGAGAAAAGGUUGAGAGAAUGUGAAAACUCUUUCGCUGAGGCAGAAAAGAACGCGGUUACAAGGUCCAAGUUCUUGGAGAAGGAAAAUGCUCGCUUGGAGCUCCGUAUGAAAGAGCUUUUGAAGGAUUUGCAGCUGCAGAAAGAUCAAUGUGAUCUAAUGCAUGACAAAGCCAUACAGUUAGAGAUGAACUUGAAAAACACCAAGCAACAGCUGGAAAAUUCAGCAUAUCAGGAAAAACUUGCAGAUGCUAGUCAAGCAUAUGAGAAGAAAAUUGCGGAUUUGGUUCGGCGGGUUGAGGAUGAACAAGCCCGGUCAACAAACGCCGAGCAACAGUUGAACGAAAUGAAAAAUGUUUUGAGUAAUCAGCAGAAGUCUAUUCAUGAACAAGAGAAAGGCAACUAUCAGUAUCAGAGGGAACUUGCGGAAACCACAUACACGUAUGAAUCUAAAAUCGCAGAGCUGCAGAAGAAAUUGGAAGAUGAACAUGCUCGGUCUGACGCUGCAGAAGAGCAACUUAGACAAAUGAAACGGAUUAUAAGCGAUCGUCAAGUUUUAUCACAGGAAAAUGAAGAAACAAACGAACUCAAGAAAAAAUUAGAAGAACUUUCACAAAUGUAUGAAUCAACAGUAGACGAACUCCAGACAGUGAAAUUAGACUAUGAUGAUCUUCUCCACCAAAAGGAACAACUUGGUGAAGAGGUUAGGGAUAUGAAGGAAAGGCUCCUUUUGGAAGAAAAGCAGAGAAAGCAAAUGGAAAGUGAGCUUUCCAAACUAAAGAAGAAUCUAAGGGAAAGUGAAAUCGUUGUUGAGGACAAGCGUAUGAAGGAAGAUCAUCCAAAAGGAUCGUCAGAAUCUGGAAAUCUAACAAGCUCACAGAGAUCACAAGGGUUAAAAAAGUCGCUUUCUGGUCAGAGAGCUACCAUGGCAAGACUUUGUGAAGAAGUUGGAGUUCAGAAGAUAUUACACCUAAUUAAGUCUGAAGACUUGGAAGUUCAAAUCCAAGCUGUAAAAGUGGUGGCUAAUCUUGCCGCUGAAGAAUCUAAUCAGGCGAAGAUUGUGGAGGAAGGAGGUGUAGAAGCUUUGCUUAUGCUUGUGCAGUCAUCUCAGAAUUCAACGAUUCUUAGAGUGGCUUCUGGUGCAAUCGCUAAUUUAGCAAUGAACGAGAAGAGUCAAGAUCUAAUAAUGAACAAAGGAGGUGCUCAACUGCUAGCAAAGAUGGUGACCAAAACAGAUGAUCCACAGACUCUGAGAAUGGUAGCUGGUGCACUUGCCAAUCUAUGCGGAAACGAGAAGUUUCUUAAGCUUCUGAAAGAAGAGGAAGGCAUCAAGGGACUACUCACGAUGGCCCAGUCCGGAAACAUAGAUAUCAUUGCUCAAGUGGCAAGAGGGAUGGCAAAUUUUGCAAAGUGUGAAACUCGAGAAAUUCUGCAAGGGCGUAGAAAAGGACGUUCUCUUCUUCUGGAAGAGGGUGUUCUUGAAUGGCUGACCUCAAACUCACAUAUUGAUUCUGCAUCAACACAACGUCACAUUGAGCUUGCGCUUUGCCAUUUAGCUCAAAAUGAGGAAAAUGCGAAUGAUUUCAAGAGAACGGGAAGCGUGACAGAGAUUGUAAGAAUAUCAGUGGAGUCGAGUAGAGAUGACAUACGGAGCUUAGCAAAGAAGAUACUCAAAUCAAAUCCUUACUUCUCAAGCUGA